AUGGCGAAGAAACAGACGUAUAUCCCACCCCUCAUCGGGUGGCUAUACGACCUGGUCCUGUGGACGUUCUCCGUUCUCAUCGACCUCUUCUUCCGCGAGGUACACCCGCGUGGUUCAUGGAAGAUUCCUCGUCGAGGACCGAUUAUCAUUGUCGCCGCCCCUCAUGCGAACCAGUUCGUCGAUUCGCUCGUCCUGAUGCGCGUCAUUCGCAGCGAGGCCCACCGUCGCAUCUCAUGGCUCAUUGCGGACAAGUCGUUCCGGCGCAAGUUUAUCGGACUGCUGGCGAGGGGUAUUGGAACAUUGCCUGUCGCGCGCGCUAUGGAUAACCUGAAGCCGGGGACGGGCACCGUGUAUCUUCCCGACCCGGUCAACGAACCCACCCUCUUGCGCGGCGUGGGUACCAAUUUUGAGGGUGCUGGUUUUGAGGCGGAGGGUACAAUCGCACUGCCGACGAUCAAUGGACAAUCACACAGUACGGCUAUUGCGGAAAUUCGGGGCCCCGAGGAGCUGGUUCUCAAGAAGCCCUUUAAACACAGAGAUGCUCUGUUCCAGCUGACGGGCCGGAAGGAUAUUGAUGAUGAUGGCAAGUUUACCGGUGAUGCGGCGGACCAGGACUCCGGGUUCAAGGGUACCAAGUUCAAGGUUGCGCCGCAUGUGGACCAGACUGCAGUCUACGAGGCUGUUUUUGCGCGGUUGAAUGCUGGUGGCUGUGUGGGUAUAUUCCCUGAGGGCGGAAGUCAUGACCGCCCAUCUCUGCUUCCUCUCAAAGCUGGUGUGGCUCUGAUGGCCCUGGGUACUUUAGCGGAUAACCCGGACUGUGGCUUGAAAAUUGUACCUUGUGGCAUGAACUACUUCCAUGCUCACAAGUUCCGAUCUCGUGCUGUUAUUGAAUUUGGCAACCCGAUUGAAGUUCCGAAAGAGUUGGUACAGCAAUUCAAGCAAGGCGAGCGGCGUGAGUCUGUUGGUGCCUUGCUGGAUAUCAUUUACCAAAGUCUUGUUGCGGUCACUGUGACUAGCCCUGAUUAUGAGACUCUGAUGGUCAUCCAAGCUGCUCGCCGUCUGUACAACACGAAAGGAAAGAAACUUCCUCUUCCGAUGGUUGUGGAGCUCAAUCGCCGUCUCGUGAAAGGAUAUGCGCACUUCAAGGAUGAUCCGCGCAUCGUGCAUCUCCGCAAUUCGAUUUCCAGCUACAACAAGCAGCUUCGCAUCCUUGGCAUCCGGGACCACCAAGUGGCCUAUGCCAAGUUCUCGAGUAUACAGGUUAUUGCUAUGCUGAUUUACCGUCUGGGCAAGCUGGCUCUCCUCACCAUUGGAACUCUACCUGGUCUGCUCCUCUUCACUCCGGUCUUCAUUGCAACCAAGUAUCUGUCGAUGAAGAAAUCGAAGGAGGCAUUGGCGGCAUCGACCGUCAAGUUACAGGGUCGCGAUGUGAUGGCUACAUGGAAGCUGCUCAUUGCCCUUGCAUUUGCGCCUGCCGUCUAUGCAACGUACACGGCUACGUUCACCUACUGGACGUAUCGGAAUCGCAUUCAGGGUCAUGUGCCAGAAUGGGUGCCACUUUGGUUGAUCGUGAUAAUUGGCAUGGUGGGUUUCCCAACCAUCACUUUCGCCGCGCUCCGCAUCGGCGAAGUGGGCAUGGACAUUAUCAAGUCUCUUCGACCACUGGUUCUGUCCCUGAACCCGUCUUCGGCCAACACACUGGUCAAGUUGCGUGAAAAACGUGCGAUGCUUGCCCAGCAGGUCACGGAUGCAAUUAAUACCAUGGGUCCUGAACUUUUCCCCGACUUCGACGCAGCUCGGAUUGUUACGGACCCCUUCCGCGAGGUCAGCGAAGAAUCUGCCGCAGCGCGCGAAGCGCAUGAGCAGAAGCACGCGCGUCAGGCUGAGACGGGCGAGAGCUGGACUUCAGCGGAGCCCCUGCCACGCAACGAGUCAUUCCACAACCUGGCCAACAUUGGCUUCUUCUCUACCCGACCUCCCAGCCGGAACCGUAGCCGCAGCAGCUCUGCUGGGCCACGACCCGGCUCGCGGCACGGCAUGAAACCGCUGAGUCCCAUGACCACCCAGAAAGAUGCGCUGGAGGAUGUCAGUUCGCGGAUUCGGGAUGCUAUGCGAGAGCGUGGUGAGCGACGUCGACGACGAAGUGAGGAUGGUAGCUGGGAUAUGGCCAGCUCAGGGACAGGAACACCGUCCAGUGGGGACGAGCUGCGGAAGGAUCUUUGA
Penicillium daleae is the source of this 2223-nucleotide messenger RNA. RefSeq names its product putative glycerol-3-phosphate acyltransferase Sct1. Gene Ontology annotation, molecular function: glycerol-3-phosphate O-acyltransferase activity; glycerone-phosphate O-acyltransferase activity. Gene Ontology annotation, cellular component: endoplasmic reticulum membrane. The record is from RefSeq and is a predicted model, not a curated record. The transcript is spliced from 4 exons. Lineage: Eukaryota; Fungi; Ascomycota; Eurotiomycetes; Eurotiales; Aspergillaceae. Gene Ontology annotation, biological process: phospholipid biosynthetic process. The coding region runs from base 1 to 2223 and encodes 740 amino acids.